Messenger RNA from Oxyura jamaicensis (ruddy duck), 1546 nucleotides. It is a transcript of the gene SCGN, whose product is annotated as secretagogin, EF-hand calcium binding protein. Gene Ontology annotation, cellular component: dendrite; cytosol; nucleus. Lineage: Eukaryota; Metazoa; Chordata; Aves; Anseriformes; Anatidae. The transcript is spliced from 11 exons. Bases 67 to 888 code for a protein of 273 amino acids. The record is from RefSeq and is a predicted model, not a curated record. Gene Ontology annotation, biological process: regulation of presynaptic cytosolic calcium ion concentration; regulation of long-term synaptic potentiation. Gene Ontology annotation, molecular function: calcium ion binding.
GGGCGGCGGGCGGCGGGCAGAGCCUGCGCGGGUCCUGCGCGGCUUUUGCGCGGCCGGGGCAGCACCAUGGAGAGCGGCGCGGCAGGACGCCUGGACGCCGCCGCCUUCCUGGGAGCCUGGCGCCGCUUCGACGCCGACGACAACGGCUACAUAGAAGGGAAGGAGCUCGACAACUUCUUUCACCAUCUCCUGGAGAAGCUGGGGCCAGAAGACACCAUCACGGAAGAAAAAGUUCAGAGGAUGAAGGAGCAGUUCAUGUCCGCCUACGAUGUCAGCACCGAUGGCCGCUUGCAAAUCCAAGAGCUUGCAAAUAUGAUCUUGCCAGAUGAUGAAAACUUCCUGCUGCUUUUCCGCCGAGAAACUCCCUUGGACAACAGUGUGGAGUUCAUGCGGAUCUGGCGCAGCUACGAUGCUGAUAGCAGUGGAUUUAUUUCAGCUGGCGAGCUCAAAGAUUUCCUGCGAGAUCUCUUUCUGCAGCAUAACAAGGUGGUUGCUGAAGUAAAGCUGGAAGAAUAUACUGACACGAUGAUGAAAAUCUUUGACAAAAACAAGGAUGGACGGCUGGACCUGAAUGACCUGGCAAGGAUUCUGGCGCUUCAGGAAAAUUUCCUUCUUCAAUUUAAAAUGGAUGCUUGCAGCACAGAGGAAAGGAAAAGAGAUUUUGAGAAAAUCUUCGCACACUAUGACGUUAGUAAAACGGGAGCACUUGAAGGCCCGGAAGUGGAUGGGUUUGUCAAAGACAUGAUGGAACUGGUCAAGCCCAGCAUCAGCGGGGUGGACCUGGACAAAUUCCGCCAGAUUCUGCUCAACCACUGCGAUGUGAACAGGGACGGGAAAAUUCAGAAAUCGGAACUGGCCUUGUGUCUUGGGCUUAAAAUGACCCCGUAGCUGUGGCGGUGCUUGUGGCUGUGUUUUCCUUGUGCCCGCUACUCCUGGUAAAAGUGUGCUGUGUAAGCAGGCAGGUGGUGGGGCAGGGGGGCAUUUGUAUGGAUGGGCAGCAGAUUGGGGAGGACAAUUUUAUCAGUGCAUAUAAAUACCUGAAGGGAGGGUGCAAGGAGGGUGGAGCCAGGCUCUUUUCAGUGGUUCCCAAUGCCAGGUCAAGAGGCAAUGGGCACAAACUGGAACACAAGGGUGUCCCUGCUGGAGCAGUGCUGGGACCAGGCAGCCUCCAGAGGUCACCUCAGCUAUGCUGUGACUGUGACAAGUGUCAGUGGGUGGUAUUCAGUAGAUGCCACUGCUUGUGGGCCCCUCCAGCAGCUUCUCUGCCCACAAGCACACCAUUUGCUCAGAAAAGGGGCUGCUCGCCUACUCCUGCCCCCAUGAAACACUGCCCAGCCUGUCUGCUAGAGUAGGGACAAGCAUCUCCUAAUGUCAGUGCUCUUGGGCUGCUGCUGCUCUGUGUUUCUGAUGGUUGCCUUCCGUGUGAAGUAAUUUCUUUGGUGAGCAUUGUGCUUUUGUUUGUGCAGUUAAAAUAUUGGAUGGUUGACAGUGUAUUUGUGCAGAAAUAAAAUAGAAAAAAAAAAAGGCAGUUACAGAAAAUCAGAAA